This is a messenger RNA of Lates calcarifer (barramundi perch), 9194 nucleotides long. RefSeq names its product CUGBP Elav-like family member 6 (gene celf6). Gene Ontology annotation, cellular component: cytoplasm; nucleus; ribonucleoprotein complex. Gene Ontology annotation, molecular function: mRNA binding. NCBI's taxonomy places the organism in Eukaryota, Metazoa, Chordata, Actinopteri, Centropomidae. The record is from RefSeq and is a predicted model, not a curated record. Gene Ontology annotation, biological process: regulation of alternative mRNA splicing, via spliceosome; mRNA splice site recognition.
GAGAGAGGAGAGAGAGAGAGAGAGAGAGAGAGAGAGAGAGAGAGCAGCCCGCCGGCCCAUUGAGGAAAGAUGGCUACAGUCACUGCAAACGGAGUGCAGCAAGAGAAUGGAUUCAGCACCACGAACAGCGCCGGCAGGAUGAACGGGCUUACCAUCGGCCAGAACACCAUUCCAAUGAAGGACCACGACGCCAUCAAGCUUUUCAUCGGGCAGAUUCCCAGAAACCUGGAGGAAAAAGACCUGAAACCCCUGUUUGAGGAAUUCGGAAAGAUAUACGAACUCACUGUACUGAAAGACAGGUUUACGGGAAUGCAUAAAGGAUGUGCCUUUCUAACAUACUGUGCCAGAGAGUCAGCACUGAAGGCCCAGAGCGCCCUCCAUGAACAGAAGACUCUGCCAGGGAUGAACCGGCCCAUCCAGGUGAAGCCAGCCGACAGCGAAGGACGAGGAGAAGACAGGAAGCUGUUUGUGGGAAUGCUCGGCAAGCAGCAGAGUGAGGAUGACGUCCGGCGGCUGUUCGAGACCUUCGGCCAGAUCGAGGAGUGCACCGUCCUGCGAGGGCCUGAUGGGGCCAGUAAGGGCUGUGCCUUUGUGAAGUUUUCCAGCCAUGCAGAAGCGCAGGCCGCCAUCAACAGCUUGCAUGGUGGACAGACUAUGCCAGGUGCCUCGUCCAGUCUGGUGGUCAAGUUUGCUGACACUGAUAAGGAGAGGACCCUGCGUAGGAUGCACCAGAUGGCGGGCCAGCUCGGCAUCUUCAGUCCCAUGACCAUCCAGUUUGGGGCCUAUGGCGCCUACUCUCAUGCUGUAAGUCUCAGCCCGGCGGGGGAGGAGACGCAGAUGAUGCAACAGCAAGCAGCCCUGAUGGCAGCGACACAAGGGUCCUACCUGAACCCCAUGGCAGCCAUCGCUGCCGCGCAAAUGCAGCAAAUGGCAGCUUUCAAUGUCAACGGCCUGGUUGCUACUCCCAUGACACCGUCCUCAGGCACCAGCACACCCCCAGGCAUCUCUGCCACAGCAGUGCCCAGCAUAGCCACCCCAAUCGGGGUCAACGGAUUCAGUGCCCUCCCGCCUCAAAGCAACGGGCAGCCCACCUCUGAGCCCAUCUACACCAAUGGUAUUCAUCCUUACCCAGCACAGAGUCCAACGGUGACCGACCCUCUCCAACAGGCUUAUGCUGGCGUCCAACACUACGCAGCAGCCUACCCUGCCGCCUAUGCGCCAAUCAGCCAAGCGUUCCCCCAGCAACCAACCAUCAUUCCCCAGCAACAGAGGGAAGGGCCAGAAGGUUGCAACCUGUUUAUUUAUCACCUGCCCCAGGAGUUCGGAGAUGCGGAGCUCAUGCAAAUGUUCCUACCUUUUGGCAACGUCAUCUCCGCUAAAGUCUUUGUGGACCGAGCGACCAAUCAGAGCAAAUGUUUCGGUUUUGUGAGUUUUGAUAACCCGUCCAGUGCUCAAGCCGCUAUCCAGGCCAUGAACGGGUUUCAGAUAGGCAUGAAGAGGCUGAAGGUGCAGCUAAAGCGGCCAAAGGAUGCCAACCGACCUUACUGACUCGACUGCUGUCCAUACCCAGGAUGAAGGGCCACAACACCUUAUUUCCACAAGUGCAGUAAAAGUACAAAGACUUCUUGCUCUGCUACAUAUCAUGAAGGAAGGGUGGUCCCUUGAUCCUGCUGGAAACCCGCUGAAAGAUUGGGUGACUGAGAGAAGGAUCCCAGAGUUGUUCUUUAUUUUAUUUUAUUUUUAUGUUAUUUUAUUUUUUUCUUUCUUCGCAAAUGCCUCUUUUUUCCCUGUUUUGCUUUGGCGUCUGUGGAAGAAGAUUUUUUGCAGAGACCAACUUUUUGCUGCUGUUUUUUAGACAUGAUGGGAAAAAAAAACCUUUAUAGACUCAUUAUGCUCAAAGCAUGCAUACUGACACAGGAUAUAGAUAAACACACAUUAACACAGAUAACAAACCAAACAUACACAUUUAAAGAUGCUACACCGAAAAAAAAAAAGAAAAAUGAAAAAAAAAUCUACUUUGUACAUGUAUAAAUACGUGCAAAUGCCAACUCAAGUACUGAAGCGAACACACACAUACACACAAACACACACACCAGCCUGCUGCCAUUUUGGUUUUUGUGCCUACACAGGUGUUGUGCUCUGUGACAGGGCAAGCUCUGGAUCGAAGAAGAAAACGAGGAGAAGGAGAAGAAAAAGAAGAAGAAGAAGAGGAGAGAAGAGAAGAGGAGAAUCCAGGAUAAUUUACAUGCAUCAUUCCUUAGGAAAUAGGGACCAAAGGACUAAACGCUUUUUAAAAGAAUAUAAAUAUAUAAAUAUAUAAAUAUAUAUUUAAAAACUCAUACCUUGUAGCUGCAAGUAUUACAAUUUACUCGUAGUAAAAAAAAAAAUCAUUAAAUCAAUAUCCAGUGGCCUACUGUAAGUACGAAUAAAAGAAAAUGGAAAUAAUGUAUAAAAAAAAGACAUGGAAUCGUAGUAUAGGGGCUGAUCUUUUGCUCUGGAUGCUGAUUUAGCACCAGGUUGUAGAAUAGUAAAGUAGACUAGAAAAAAAUGUAGAUUUGCUAACUUUUGCUGUUGUUUAAAAAAAUACUUGAAGUCGUAAUGAAAAGGGGGCAAAAGGGAGGGAAAAAAAGGAAACAUUCAUCUGCCCCUGUAAGCAACGAGUCUCUUUUUCUUGGGUGUUAAGGUAUCAGCCACUGGAUAUCUCUCGCUCAUCAUGAUGUGUCACUGCACUCUCUGACAGCUACGAACAGACUGUUCUGGAUGGAAGAAAAAGAAUGACAAGAGAAAAAAAAAAAGACUGAACUUACUAAUGUCUGUGCUGGACAGGGUGCAGACAUUUAAGGCUUCCCACUGGCCUUUGUGUUCAAGCGACAAUCCACUGUAAAGACCAAGCAAAAUGGACAUGGGGUGUCUUUUGUUUUAUUCCCUUUUUUUUCCUUGACCUUUUGUAUUGCAACAUGGAGUGUGAAUUAUGAAGCCACAAAUUGUUAAAAAGAAAGGGUUCUAUAAAGAGAGAUGGACAAAUGGAUGGUCAUGAGGGGAGAAAAAAAAAAAAGGAUGAGGAGUAGGGCGACAGCUACUGAAACUGCCAGCAGAAUGACCUCAGUAAUGAGUUGGCCCUUAUGGCAUUUGAAUUCCCCUUAAAAAACAAAGUAUGGCCACUGUAAACAGCUGGGACUUACAUAAGCGACAUGCCAAGGAUGUGUGUGUCCACCGGAGCUGCUGCAAAGCUCCCAAGUUGAGAAAAAUUGCACCUUGUCUCUUGGCAGAUACAAACAAACAUUUUUCUGAAGACAAACUCAAUUUACUGUAUCGAAGGCAAGGGAGUGCAGGCUUUUAGAGUUCAUCUAGGUCUGUCAAGUAUAAUGUAAAUUCCACUGUUAACAUGUUCCCUGACCUGCUUUCCUCAUAUAUUAUACAUAGAGCCUAUGGAGAAAAAAAACAUACCACUUAAACAGACUAUAUCUAAAUUUGAUCUAACAGUCACUCUUAACCAUCAUUCAGCUCUCCUGUAGCCUCUCUGACACUGACGCCAGACAGGACAAGAGUGAAGCACUCCAAAACUGUCAUGUCUUGAUUUAGAGUCCUGUAGCCUUUAUUUGGACUGUUUUAGAGCUCUGAAUGCAGGCUCUUUCUCUAAAAAUAGAUCAGUAUGUUUGGAAUGAGUCUAGAGGGAGGAGCAAUGGUGUUUCAGUCACCCUGAACACUUCCCAGUUUUCUCUGCUGAACACCAGCUCACAUCCACACACCAGCCCUUUGAACACCAACAGCUGGCAGUAAGAGGCCUGGGCUAGGCAAGAAGGAGAGAAGGAGGGGGGUGAAGAGAGGAAGUCAACAACCAAACAUCACAUCAAGAUCCUUUAAACUGAUGCUUCAAGGAUGACGCCCAAUAGUUUAAUCGAUAAAAUUAGAUGCUAUAAUCACACCCCUGGUGACAAACACUAUGUAUUUGUGCUAUAUGCUUUCAAAUAAUGAGAUUGCAUAGGACUGGAGCUUGGUACCUUAAGCUCCAGUCCAGCCUGUUUCUUUUUACUGCUGAGACUCCUCUCUUUGCCGUUCCUUCCCUCUUUCUCUCUUAAAACAGAAAAGCAGACCGGACCUAUUGCAAAUCACUGAAGGAGGGACUGAUAAAAUAUGCCAGCAGAUUCCAGAUUCUUUAACGUACUGCCACUGUUUGCCAUUUAAAUAAGCGGAAGGUCUUGAUUCAAGCCCUUGAUAUUAGCGAUGCCAUGUGCCCCCUCUCUUUCCCCCUGUCCUGAGAGCAGCCAUGCCUUUCAAGACCACAGCCCAACUGUUCAGUGGCUCACACCUCCGAACAGCAUUUUUCGAACCUGGCUAAUGUCUGUGCUCGCUACCCUUCAAUUAUCUCCCACACCGUAUUAGACAUGCUAUUUCACCUUUCCUUCUAAUCACACUAUAAUCACCAGCCUCUAUACAUUAGCAGCAACCAAGUGAAAAAUCACCGGGAUAAUCACUUGGACCAAAUGACGGGAGAGAUGGUCCCCUGCAUGCACAUGGAUGACAGAAGGAAGAUUAGAGAGAAUUAUGUUUGUGCCUACUCCCUGGCAAGGCUGCUGACAGCUGACCUGGCACCAAUAAUACUGCCAAAUUUACCCGAAGAGGCGAAGGAGAAUGUGGGAUAAAACUUUCCUUAUCAUAGUGAGGUGUUAACAUUCAGAGUACCGUUACCGAAAAUUAAAAGAGAAAGGUGGAUGGUAAAAUGUAUAGAGACCUUUUUUUGUUUUUUCUUUAACCACAAAUGUUGCAGCAAUAGUUGCCUGAAAUUGGGUCAAAACCAACAACUUUACUGGAAAUCCUCAAUUUUGUAGAAGCAGCUGCUGAGAGGACUACGUUAUUGUGUACUCCUCUUUCAGCACAUAAUUGUGUCUCAACAGUCUCCACACAAGCUGCCUUUUUUUUUUUUUACAAAAUAACUUCUUUCACACUUCUUUCUUUUUCUUGCUUGUAUCCCUGCUGGGACACCUGCAAAGCACAGUAUUGCUGAAAGAAUAUUUGUCAAGCACAGUAGUUCUUCAGAUUCAAAAUGAUGCCCAUCAAAAUGACAGCUUUUUAAAAAUUGCCUUCAAAUACAUGUGAGGUUAAAAAAAACAAAUAAAACAAACCAACCAACCCAGCCCUCCUUCCUCAGCCCUCAGUCGGACAUUAAAUGCAGGAAGCUUCAUGAAUUAAUGUGAAGUAGGUCAAAACAAAGCCAUGUUCUGCAAGCUGUUUGUGCUCAUUAUUCGUGUGAAGUUGGACAACUCGAUGGCAAAUCUAAUGUUCCAUGAGCAAUGAAAUUUCCUGUCCUCGUCUAGGCCAGCUCUAGAGUGCGGUCUGCAUGUGAGGCUCCGUCAGGCUGAACAUGAAGCUUGUACGCCUGCUCUACUGAUCUCCUCUGUCUUUUACCAGAUUCUGUGCUAGUUCCCACUGCUAAUAGGCAGGUUGAGUCCCCAGUGAGCCAAAAUCCAGCCUAGCCUAGUAUCCUGCUGUCUGCUUGGCUAAUCAGUGCAGUGUUCAUGUAGCAUCUCUGCUAUGCCAGAGCUAAAUUAGGCAAUGUGAAAUCAGCAUUUCAACACUUUUAACAAGGGUGCUCUUAUUACUUUUACACCCCAGGGAGGAUGCUACUGAAGUGACGUGCAUUAAAAAAAAAAAAAAAAAAGCUGUGAAACAGGCUGUGGAACUACCAAAACAGGGAAAAAAGUUGUUUUUAGAUCUUCUCACUCCCUCCUUUACUGACAUGAGUCUCUGCCUGCCCUGCUCCCAGCCUGUCUGGUCUGGUUUGUAGUCCAGGCUAUGUUUCACCUCUAAGAGCAAUGACAAAUGUCAACCCAGCAGUAACUCACCAAGCUGUUGCCAAACUGUUAUUUGAUAUUUGCCCUCAAAUUUACAAAGAGAAAAUGUAACUUGGCAUUUUACCCCUAGGACAUUAGUAUGAAUAUAAUUAAUUGUGAGAAUAUGGCUGAAAGCAGCAAAAGGUAUACACAAGAAUAGUGAGUUCUUUUUCAAUAAGCAUUCAGACCACUUGCUCCUCUGCCACUGAUGCAUGUAUCCACUCUGACCUUGUAUCAUUAAAUUAAAAAUUAGGGGGGAUAUAUACUGUGCAUAGUACACGCAUUUCCAUACUUGCCACCACACACACUACUCACAAGGUCAGUCCUCAAGAGGAGCAUGUAUCCUUAAAGUGCUCCAGCCAAUGGCAGGGCCGAGCAGAGAACUGCUAGAGCAUGUCUACGAAUCUCCAACCCCCUGGGUGCAUAACACUCACCCUAAAAUAGCAGUGAUUGUCAAGGAAAGGAAGUGAAAUGUAAUUGACUGAAAGUGGAGAGAUAAUUAAAAGGAACCUGUUGGACAGGAGGGAAGAAAUUAAUGCCUCUCAUUUAAUAGCUGCUUUGGGAGAGAGCUUUUCCGUCAUCUCACUCUAGCGCAGAAAGGGUUUUGCUGUGGAAAUGGGAUUUUGUAUGGAAAAAAGGUGGAGGUGGAAAUAGGCACUGGAUGGUGGGGGUGCUGCGUGCUAAACUGAAACUCCACAAAAUCACUCCCAAUACUCAGGGCAUCAGGCGCUAUGAUGUCAUGAUUAGUGGAGAGGUUCAGAGCCUUUGCCUUACCCCUGAUCCUGAAGGAGGUCAAGCAGAAUCACAAAUACAAGGUCAGCGGGAGCUGUAAGAUCGCAUCCCAUCGCAGGGAGCGCUGAGCCAGCAGAAGGGCUGAUGAACCACCUAAAUCGUGCUUUGGAUUUACAGUUUCAAUAUCAAAUUCCGAGAGUAACAGACAAACAAAAAAAAAAGAUGCCAUCGUCCACCUAACAACGCACAGUGAAUCGCUGGAGGUGUGCAAUUAUGUUUAACAACAUGGCUGAGAGUAAUGAAGACAAAGACUUUUUUUAUUCCUUAAUGUAAAUAGCCUAUAAAAUACAAAAACAGAGGAAGGUUGUAUAGCAGCUUGUGUUGAGAAGCCCAACUCUGUGGGACAAUGAUGUCACUAUAAAAUGUAUCCACAGCAGUGCAGGGAUCUAGGAGAGUUUUAGUCCUUUUAAGCCCCUUAAGUUUGGGCUGUGAACAUGCAUCCUACAACCCUAAGCGUCGGACCACGGCUUAGAGAGUAUUUGACUUAGUGUCAAACCUAAGCCACAGCCCUGAAGUGAUCCGUUAAUUAAGAUUCUGUGUACACCGACAUGUCAUGAUUUUUCUGACAGAAGAAGGAUCGCCUGUGCGGUAAUUGGAUUAGUCCAAUUGGGGCUGAUGAACAGAUACGACAGUGACAGUAGAGUUCAUCCAUCUGCAUGCUUACUGCUUGACAGUGCGACAAAAAAAGCAUCAGCCACCACCACACUUUUUCACAUUCUUUGGAAAGUGAAAGUUUGGGCUUUAAGACGUUUAAAGAAGCUAGUUUUACAAAAUUAAACUCGAGGUAACAGUUUGUUCAACGUGUACAUAAUUCAUUUUGGAAUCAAACAUUUAAUACAUAUGGUUGAAAUCACACAUACAUGGUUAGGCCGAGAUUGGAAGAAGGGGACAAACAAGACAGCAGUUAUUAUAGAACCCAGCAGAACCCCCUGCCUGCUUGACCCAAUCUGCCACUGCUCUCCUGACCACACAGCUGCGUUACUUCUGUACAUACAAUAUAGCUUAUUUUUCAAUUCUGUUGAACCUUCUUUAUAGGCCGUACAAUAGAUCAUGUUCAAACAUUUUAAAAAAAUUAAAAGAAUAGUUAAUAUAUUUCAGUGAAACUAAGAGAAGGAACCUAUGAAAUAAUUUAUCAAAAACAGAAGAUAAAAAUGAUUUUAUUUCUUGUAUAGUGAAGCACUGAUGUUCAAAAAUGGGAUUUUAUACUCAUGUUGGUAAAUGGUUCUUUAGUUUCUCUCUUUUGUUUUGUUGUUAUCGGCUGAAGCUGGGAUAGACCCAUUGUCAUGAGGUUUAUUCGGAUAUGCUUUGAUCAUUUUUCUUUUUUCUUUAUUUUUUUUCUUUUUUCUUUUUUGGGCUGCACAAUCCCUGUAUGGAAUCCCUGGUGGACGGGCAAGUUCAAAGAGAUUUUGCCACUGAAAGCUCUUAAAUCAAUACAAAAAUUAACAAACUGCACUGUAAAAGGAUGAUUGAUGGUACUGGUCAUGUGGAUUCAGAAAAAAAUGAGUCCAUUGCACAACUGAGUUCAAAUGAAUCAGCAUUGCAUGUUCAAAAAGAAUCUCAUCUGAGGCCUUUAGUUGUUUUGAGAAAAGAGAAAAAAGACAAAAAAAUAUCAAACUUUGCAGCCAGAUUGGUUUUGAGACCUAUGCUGUCAUAUCUCAUUGUCUUUAAGCCAUUGAUGAAUUCCUAUAAUGUUUCUCUCUUUGUGUAAUUGUGUUUUUUCCUUUCUUCUUUUUUCUUUGCUUGUUUUGAAGGGUUGGUGGUAAUCAUUGACAUAUAUUUGAUUUUCAUCUUCUCUGUUCUUACCUAUGGGACGUUUCUUCCACAGUUUGCUAUCUAAUGUGAGUUCAUAAACAGAAAACAUUGUACCAACAGUAGGUAGCACCACAUUGCUUUGCUCCAGUCAGGUUGAUUUGUUAAUCUGAGGAGGGAAUUCUGCCUUAAACCCAGCCUGUUCUCUCUGACAGUACUACCUGUGAACAGUUGUCGGACACACUGUAUUCUGGGGAUGCCAAAUGCUCUAUCUUCAAAGGUCAAAAAUCUAUUGUAAAAGACAAACACUUUGCCAGAGUCAGUUUUGCCUCAACCCAUUCUGACACAAAUGAGGAUGUGGUCAUCCACCUCCAUUUCCAUUGGUUACAAGGACCAAAAUGUAAACAAACUCAGCUAACUGAGCAGUUUGCUCCAAUCAAGCAUUCAAUAAGAGCCUUUAAAGAAUUCACAUUUAGUCAUAGGUAAUUUUGCAUCAUUGAUCUUUGUAUCAUGAAUCAUUACAUUCCCAGCUUCACUAUCUAAUUUCAUCCUCUUCAUUUGUUCUCAUGCAAAAUUAAUUUAUCAUAAUAUAUUUAGGUAUUUAUAUCCACAAUGAAUGGAAUAAUCAUGCCCUUUAUUAUUUGACUUGAACAAACUGAGUUACUGUUUUCUUUUUGUUUGAAACAGAGAUGUAAUUUGAAUUAGCGUUGGCUCGGGUCCCUGAUUCGGGGUGAUAUCUCCCAUAGUGCUCCUGAACUCUGUAGUUCUCUAGUUCAUUAUAUUCUGCUUAGACUAAAAUAAAGCACAGUCCUGUAGAAGAUU